UACUCAAAGUGCUUUAACUAAUUUUUAAUCUUCUUUUCUAUUACAGCCACAAAAUGUUUCAGGAAUAGGUGAGCUGGCUCUUGGUUCCCUCAUGCUUGGGGCAUCAAAUACAUUGCUGAAUGCUGACCAUUAUGAUGUCUAUUUCAAAGGAAUGCCUCUAUUGAAUGGAAAGGUUUUACGGAGGCAUGGGGAUGUAUUUGACCGUACAGCUAGAGGAUACUAUCAUGCACAUGGUCGUGCAGACGACACAAUGAACCUUGGGGGAAUCAAGGUGAGUUCGGUUGAGAUUGAACGCAUAUGCAAUGAAGUAGAUAACAGUGUUCUGGAAACAGCUGCGAUAGGAGUUCCACCUUCUGGUGGUGGACCUGAGUUGUUGACUAUAGUUGUUGUAUUCAAGGAUGCAAAUUUUGCAAAGCAAGAUUUACACCAAUUGAGGAUAUCUUUUAAUUCAGCUCUCCAAAAGAAACUAAAUCCACUGUUUCGGGUUUCUCAAGUUGUACCACUGCCAUCUCUUCCAAGGACGGCAUCCAACAAGGUCAUGAGAAGGGUUUUGCGACAGCAGCUGACAGAAACUAACCAAAGUUCUAAAAUAUAAUGAUGUCAUGUUAUUCAAAUAUUCAAGAUUAGAUAUGCCACGGUCAUUAUGGUACACAAUUAAAACUAUUUUUCUUUUGGUACUGGAAAAUAAUACUUUUACGUCAAUUAGAAAAUAAUGCACAAAUGAUAUAUAAAACAUUUCAAAUAUUAUUUGCAGAAGGCUUAGUUUCACAGAAGUAUUAUUUGUAUUGGAACAUUUUCCGUUACAGUUUUGUUCUU
Vigna umbellata (rice bean) is the source of this 816-nucleotide messenger RNA. The record is from RefSeq and is a predicted model, not a curated record. Lineage: Eukaryota; Viridiplantae; Streptophyta; Magnoliopsida; Fabales; Fabaceae.